CCGGAGGGCACGGACAUUCCUCUGCACCACUAAAUACGCUGUUAGAUUCAAACUUGUAAGGUCACGAGGACCUCGAGGGUCACGUGACUGCUUCCUCGGUUUCAUCCCGCCCGAGCGGCCUCGUGUCAGGAGUGUGCCUCUGCUCGGUUUGUGUGCACUGGAGCUGAGUGAAGAUGAAGCUGAUCUCUGAGCAGAGUGAUGGGGAUCCAGACUUCCAGCUCCUUAUGGCUGUGUAUGAUGAGAACAUCCUGAAGAACCCUUUCUACUUGGCGUUGGAGAAGCAGAGACCGGACCUCUGCAGCCGAGUGGCAGAGCUCCACGGCAUUGUUCUGGUGCCUUGUUGUGGAAGUUUGAGCGUCAGCAGCUCCUCAGACUCUCGGUUCGACAGCUACGUCCUGCAGCCUGUGGAGGAUGGAUACCGGACUGUGGAUGGAAAGGAGGUCAGGAUCCAGGACAGGCAGGUCCUGCUGGGAUCCGGCUUCCCGGCUCCGGCGUCCAUCCCCAUCCUGUUUGAGGAAACCUUCUACAACGACCAGGAGCAGAGCUACAGCAUGCUGUGCAUCUCCAGGCCCGUCGAGGUGGACCCGAGCCCGGAGGAGCUCGGCCCGCCGCCACCCUACUGUCUGAAGAGCCUGGAGGACGUCAGGGAGUUCCUGGGUCGCCACGCCCAGAAACUGGACAAAUUCAUCCAGGGCUUCUGUCAGACCUUCAAAGAGCAGGAGAGGAAGGGACUCCGACACCACAUCGACUCGGUGAACGGCCUUUACACUAAAUGUCUUCAGUGUCUGCUGAGAGACUCUCGCCUGAGACUUCUGGCGAAGCAGGAGCUUCAGAUGACUCUUCUCAAACAGGCAGUAGAGAUGUAUGUUCAUCAUGGUAUCCAUGAUUUAAUUUUUAACUUUGUGGGAACGCUGGAAGCCAGCCAGGACGCUGCCUUCAACAAAACCAGCAGGAGUCUGCAGGACCUGCAGCAGAAAGACCUGGGAGUCAAACCUGAGUUCAGUAUAAACUUGUCUCGGGCAAAGAGAGAGCUAAGUCAGCUCAACCAGCACACCUCCCCGCUCCUCAAACUGCUUUGCCUACGCAGAGUGGCCCUGACCGCCAUCCAGACCCCCAGACGCACCGUCAGUAUAGAGGCUGUUUGUGCGGACGACCUGCUGUCUGUCACACUCUAUCUGCUGGUGAAGACAGAAAUCCCCAACUG
Messenger RNA from Micropterus salmoides (largemouth bass), 1204 nucleotides. RefSeq names its product ankyrin repeat domain-containing protein 27-like. The record is from RefSeq and is a predicted model, not a curated record. Gene Ontology annotation, molecular function: SNARE binding; guanyl-nucleotide exchange factor activity. Lineage: Eukaryota; Metazoa; Chordata; Actinopteri; Centrarchiformes; Centrarchidae. Gene Ontology annotation, cellular component: late endosome; tubular endosome; transport vesicle. Gene Ontology annotation, biological process: early endosome to late endosome transport; neuron projection morphogenesis.